UGAUCCCCUGUGUAAGAGUGAGGUGGAGGAGGACAUUCCAGUCCAUGUGACCACAGAAAAUCUCAGUAGGAACGCUGAAGAAAGCGUCAUGUUAUCACAGAAUUACAAAGUAGAAGAUGAAGAUCUCGUGCAGUGCUCAUCACAAGAAAACCUCACUACCAGAAAUGUACAUCUUGGACUUCAUAAUACAGAUCUGUCAUAUUAUCCGGCUAAGUGUGAGGAACCUUCUCCUGACCAAUUACAGAUUGGUGCCACAAGUACAGAUCAGAAAGAGGAAACAAGUUUUCAGUGCUGGGAAUGUGGAAAACAGUUUCCAUACCGCUCAGGUCUUCUUAUGCACAGAAGAAUUCACACAGAAGCAAAACUGUACUCCUGUUCAGAAUGUAGGAAAUGUUUUAGGGACAAACCAAGGCUUGUUGCCCAUGAGAAAAUUCACUCAAGGGAGAAGCCAUAUUCAUGUUCAGAAUGUGGGAAAUGUUUUGCAAAUAGAUCACAACGCGUUACCCAUGAGAGAAUUCACACAGGAGAGAAGCCGUAUUCAUGUUCAGAAUGUGACAAAUGUUUUACACUGAAAUCACAUCUUGUUAUACAUGCAAGAAUUCACACAGGGGAGAAGCCAUAUUCAUGUUCAUUGUGUGGGAAGUGUUUUACAAAUCAAUCAAAUCUUGUUAUACAUGAGAGAACUCACACUGGAGAGAAGCCGUAUUCAUGUUCAGAAUGUGGAAAACGUUUUGCAGUUAAAUCAAGUCUUUCUGCACAUCAUAAAACUCAUACAGGAGAGAAGCCAUACACAUGUUCUGAAUGUAGCAAAUGUUUUCCUGAUAAUGCACAACUUGUUAGACAUAUGAGAGUUCACACAGGAGAGAAACCGUAUUCAUGUUCAGAAUGUCAGAAAUGUUUUACAAAUAAGUUAAAUUUGGUUAUACAUGAGAAAAAACACAAAGGAGAAAAGAUGUAUUCAUGUUCAGAAUGCGGAAGAUAUUGUUCAGAUAAAUGGAGUCUUGUUAGACAUGAGAGAAUUCAUACAGGAGAGAGGCCGUAUUUAUGUUCAGAAUGUGGGAAAUGUUUUACAGACAAACCAAGUCUUGUUACACAUAAGAAAAUUCACACAAGGGGCAAGCCAUAUUCAUGUUCAGAAUGUGGGAAAUGUUUUACAAAUAGAGCAAAUCUUGUUAGACAUGAGAGAAUUCACACAGGAGAGAAGCCUUAUUCAUGUUCAGAAUGUGGAAAAUGUUUUACAAAUCAAUCAGGUCUUGUUGUACAUCAUAGAAUUCAUACAGGAGAGAAACCAUAUUCAUGCAUAGAAUGUGGGAAAAGUUUUGCAGGUAAAUCAAGUCUUUCUGCACAUCAGCAAACUCACACAGGAGAGAAGCCAAACACAUGUUCUGAAUGCAAGAAAUGUUUUACUUACAAAUCACAACUUGUCACACAUAAGAGAGUUCACACAGGAGAGAAGCCGUAUUCAUGUUCAGAAUGUGGAAAAUGUUUUAUUUCUACAACCAGUCUUAAGAAUCAUCAGAGAAGUCACACUAGAGAGAAGCCAUCUUGAUGUUUUCUAUAUAAAAAAUGUUUUUAUUAAGAAAUCAAAUUUUGAAACACAAUUUUGAGAAUUCACACAAAAAAAUAAUUAUUAUUAUGGAACGUGGUAAAGAGCAACAAACAUUGGGUGUUUUGGGGAGGUAAAAUUAGCCUGGCCCUUCCAAGCACCCAAAUUAUAUUUACUUAAGAUCAACAGUGACCGCGAUCCAUGCAGGAAAAGCAUUGUGGAUAUAAGGAAGAAAAUAACAGCCUUGUCUAUUGUCAGAGCAGUGAAGAUGACUUAUCCCCAUGAACCUUGCUUCUUCUUACCUCCACCCACACUGCAGGAGAGUCCAGAGGGACACAGUUGAAAAGGAUGGACACCAAAUGGAUUUUGUAUUUAUUUUUUUACAUGCUGCCAUAUCAAUACUUUUUCUUUAUUCAAGCAGUAAAUAAUGGUAAUGGAAUUAAAUGAUAUGGUAAUAGAAAAUUGAAUUUGCAAAAAUUUGUCACACAACUUAAA
Molecule: messenger RNA, 2041 nt
Organism: Bufo gargarizans (Asiatic toad)
Lineage: Eukaryota; Metazoa; Chordata; Amphibia; Anura; Bufonidae
Product: zinc finger protein OZF-like
Exons: 2
Coding region: 89-1549 (486 amino acids)
Biological process (GO): regulation of cytokine production; regulation of immune system process; negative regulation of transcription by RNA polymerase II
Source: RefSeq, a predicted model, not a curated record